UGCUAAACGAAACAUAACUAUAGAUACUUGUCAAUUACCAAAAUAAAAGAAAGAAAUUCCAAAUUCUGUUUACUGCCGCUAUGCGAAAAACAAUUCUUUUCUUUAUUUUGACCUCGCUUUUGUAUUGGGAGAGGCUUUCUUGCAAAAAUUUUGUGGAAGUUGAAGAUGACCCGAACACUCUUAUUGUGGACUUACGGGAAUGUGAUGAAAUAGAAAAUUCCGAACGCGUUUGUGGUAAUGUCAACAUCCCCCUCAAAACGUUAAGGAACGUCUUUAAGACGAUGUCGAGCGAUCAAUUCUUGAAACACUUCGGACUCCCAAAGCCAGGCUAUGAUUCGGCAAUAAUAUUCUUCCAUUACUCUCCGAAAAAGUCCUUUCAAGCUUCGAGCAUUAUGGAAAAUAUGGGAUACAAGAAUCUACACGUCUACGAUGGAACUAACAACGACCAAGGUAUCACAAAACGUCCUAUGUCAGUGGUAGGUUACGAGGACGUGGUGCAAGUAGAAGGCGACCCCGAGGUGCUCAUUGUGGACGUCCGUGAUCGACAUGAAGUGGCAAAUAGUGGACGCAUUCGGGGUAGCGUCAACAUACCGCUUGCGGAGCUUGAGCUGGCUUUUAGUCGGAUGUCAGAAACAGAAUUCAAAAAAAAUUACGGAAGGUCAAAACCCGGUCGGGAUUUCCCCAUUGUGUUCAGUUGUCAAGCUGGCGUGCGAUCUACGCAAGCCAUGAGAAUUAUGCAACGGAUUGGCUAUAAAAAUUUGUACAAUUAUUCGGGAGGAUGGCAAGACUAUAAGGCACGGAAAGGAUGGAAAUGAACACACUCAACCUUGUAAAGUUUUAUUAAUAAUUAAGCACUUUAAUUAUUUUCGCAGACAAUAAAUAAUUAAUAGUUUUGGGGUUUUAAGUAUUUAAAGAUGGUCCAUAUUUCGAGAAGAUUUAACGUUUCAACUCUGAUAUCAUUCGACAAGAAAAUGGAAUUUGUGAAUCUCAUCAAUUAAGAACAUUAUUGCGGCUGCCUUGAGCUUGAAUGUAAUUAAUUUUGUAAUUUUGAUUACACCCGUUAAAUUGUUAUCAUUUGGUAGUACCUAGCCUCCGAAAUGUGAUUAGAAGGGUUUUACAUUUCCUUGAACACAGUUUUGCUUAACAAAAUUGUCCUAUGCAAAGAGAAUUUUGGCAGUGAAAGACCCUAUUUAGGCAACUAUUUAUCCAGGCACUUCAUUACUUAAUUGUAAGUCCUUAACCGACACUUUCAUUUAUACCUAACGGCCAUUAACAACUUAUUACAUUGUCAAGGGAUAAUGCCCAUAUCAUCAAGAAAUGCAUUAUUUUAUACACCGUGGUUAAUAAAGAUCGAAACAAUAAAAUAUUGGAAGUAAAAAAAAAGAAAAUGUG
Molecule: messenger RNA, 1392 nt
Organism: Agrilus planipennis (emerald ash borer)
Lineage: Eukaryota; Metazoa; Arthropoda; Insecta; Coleoptera; Buprestidae
Exons: 2
Coding region: 81-815 (244 amino acids)
Cellular component (GO): mitochondrion
Molecular function (GO): thiosulfate-cyanide sulfurtransferase activity
Source: RefSeq, a predicted model, not a curated record